Molecule: messenger RNA, 1121 nt
Organism: Salvia hispanica
Lineage: Eukaryota; Viridiplantae; Streptophyta; Magnoliopsida; Lamiales; Lamiaceae
Product: ras-related protein RABC1
Molecular function (GO): GTPase activity; GTP binding
Source: RefSeq, a predicted model, not a curated record
UCCCCAAACGACCGCUUUAGCCCAAUUUCAUCACUUUACUUUCUCCAGACUCCACCAUCGUAUUAAUUUACAGUCGUUUACGUAUUCAAGCACGAAAUUAAUUAAUAUUCAUAUUUAAGUGCAUAAUUGACGUUUACAUCAGAUCUGCAUUCAAUUUUAGGUUGAUCGAAAGAAUUUGACAAGAUAUGGCGUCAUCAUCUGGAGAAGCGCCAGAAUUCGAUUAUCUGUUCAAGUUGCUGAUGAUUGGGGAUUCUGGGGUUGGAAAAAGCAGUCUUUUGCUGAGUUUUACAUCUGAUGCUUUCGAGGAGCUCUCUCCCACAAUCGGAGUGGAUUUUAAGGUAAAACACGUAACACUUGGAGGAAAGAAAUUGAAGCUUGCAAUCUGGGAUACAGCUGGACAGGAAAGAUUUCGGACUUUGACUAGUUCCUACUACCGAGGUGCUCAAGGAAUCAUCAUGGUAUAUGAUGUGACACGACGAGACACCUUUACGAAUCUAUCUGAUAUUUGGGCUAAAGAAAUUGAUCUCUACUCCACAAACCAGGACUGCAUCAAGAUGCUAGUUGGUAACAAAGUUGAUAAGGAGAGUGAAAGGGUUGUCAGCAAAAAAGAAGGGAUUGACUUUGCAAGGGAAUAUGGUUGCCUCUUCAUCGAAUGUAGUGCCAAAACUCGUGUCAACGUGGAGCAGUGUUUUGAGGAACUUGUCUUGAAGAUCUUGGAAACGCCCAGUCUCUUGGCCGAGGGAUUAGCUGGUAACAAAAAGAACAUUUUCAAGCAGAAGCCUCCCGAGUCUAGUGAUGCGUCGAGCAGUUGCUGCUGAAUAUUUUACCCCGUUGUGUUUUCAGUUCCGUGUUGAUGUUUGAUUGGAGACGCGUCUGCAACUCGUAUCUUGCAUAUUUUCGUACGUUGCUUAAGUUAUCUUAGAUGGCAGACUUGUUUGAUCUCAGCGUCUCUUUGAAUUCACCCAUAGAUUGGUGACUGCAAAAGAAGAAAGUAUGAUGUAGUUUUCAGAAGUUGGUUUUAGUUAUACUUUUUCUCGUUUUUGAGUAGGAUAUGUGUGUGUCACUUAUUUGAAGGAGAGCUGAAACUCUACAUUUUAAUUUACUAUUUUAUUUUCAAUGUA